GGGAUUUCAUCCGACAUGGAUGCGCUAUACGGCAGGAAUAAGGAAGAGCACCCAGAGCCCAUAAAAGCUGAGGUGCGGGGGCAGUUGCCCACUUGGUUGCAAGGGAUACUGCUGCGGAAUGGCCCAGGCAUGCACACGAUAGGGGACAGCAAGUACAACCACUGGUUUGAUGGCCUGGCUCUGCUGCACAGCUUUACUUUUAAAAAUGGUGAAGUUUACUACAGAAGUAAAUAUCUCCGAAGUGACACGUACAACUGCAACAUAGAAGCAAACAGAAUUGUGGUGUCUGAGUUUGGGACUAUGGCUUAUCCAGAUCCAUGCAAAAACAUAUUUGCCAAGGCAUUCUCCUAUUUGUCUCACACCAUUCCUGAGUUCACGGACAACUGUCUGAUCAACAUUAUGAAAGCUGGGGAUGAGUUUUAUGCUACUGGUGAGACUAACUUCAUCAGGAAAAUUAAUCCACAGACUCUGGAGACAUUGGAGAAGGUUGACUACAACAAAUAUGUAGCUGUAAAUUUGGCAACUUCUCAUCCACACUAUGACAGCACUGGAAAUGUUCUCAACAUGGGCACUUCAAUAGUUGAUAAAGGGAAGACAAAAUACCUUCUAUUUAGGAUUCCUUCCUCUGUACCAGAACAAGAAAAGAAGAAGUCUUGUUUCAAGCACCUGGAAGUGGUUUGCUCCAUCCCUUCCCGCUCUCUGCUCCACCCCAGCUACUACCACAGCUUUGGAAUCACAGAGAAUUACAUUAUCUUCAUAGAGCAGCCCUUCAGACUGGAUAUUGUCAAAAUGGCAACUGCUUACAUCCGUGGUGUGAGCUGGGCUUCCUGCCUUGCCUAUAAUAAGGAUGAUAAGACUUGGUUUCACUUUAUAGACAGGAAGACUAAAAAAGAAGUGUCCACCAAGUUUUACACGGAUGCUAUGGUGUAUUUUCACCAUAUAAAUGCUUAUGAAGAGGAUGGCCACAUUGUUUUUGAUAUUAUUGCCUAUACAGACAAUAGCUUAUAUGACAUGUUUUAUUUAAAAAACCUGGGCAAAGACUUUGAAGACAACGUCAAACUUACCUCCAUACCAGCCUGCAAAAGAUUUGUGGUUCCUCUGCAGUGUGACAAGGAUGCUGUAGUGGAUUCUAAUUUAGUCACACUUCCCUCUACUGCAACUGCUGUAAAGGAGAAAGAUGGAAACAUCUAUUGCCAACCUGAAAUAUUAUGUGAAGGGAUAGAGCUGCCUCGCAUCAACUAUGGCUAUAAUGGCAAAAAAUACAAAUAUGUCUUUGCAACAGAAGUCCAGUGGAGUCCAGUUCCUACAAAGAUUGCAAAAUUUAACACCCAGACAAAGGAAAUGCUCCACUGGGGACAGGACGAUUGCUGGCCAUCUGAGCCUAUUUUUGUUCCCAGCCCUGAUGCAAAAGAAGAGGAUGAUGGUGUUGUUCUGACCUGUGUUGUGAAGAGUGAUCCAAAGGAUCCACCCUUCCUACUUGUCUUGGAUGCUAAAACAUUCACAGAGCUGGGUCGAGCCAUAGUGAAUGUGGAAAUGCAUAUGGACCUGCAUGGAAUGUUUAUACCACAGCAAGAUGUGAAACCUAGGACUGAGUAA
Molecule: messenger RNA, 1596 nt
Organism: Cinclus cinclus
Lineage: Eukaryota; Metazoa; Chordata; Aves; Passeriformes; Cinclidae
Gene: BCO1
Product: beta-carotene oxygenase 1
Exons: 11
Coding region: 16-1596 (526 amino acids)
Biological process (GO): carotene catabolic process; retinal metabolic process
Molecular function (GO): carotenoid dioxygenase activity; beta-carotene 15,15'-dioxygenase activity
Source: RefSeq, a predicted model, not a curated record